GUGCAGAGAAAACUCCCGCAGGAAACUCAGAGUAGUUCGCAGAGAAAGAGAACUGCUUUGGAGUUAAGGGACUAUAAUCAACUUUCCUUCUAAGGGAAGCUGGGAACCUUCUCCCUUGGCUUCGUGAAAACUAAGCUGAAUCUUUUGUCAAACGCCUAUAAAUCAGGUGAAAUGGGCCCCUCGCCCAUGAUGUGACUUCAGCUGCGUCUCUCUCUCCCAACCGGUUCUUUUCCUCUGUGGCUGAUUGUCCUUGGAGUGUGGCCAGAAAGGGUCCAGGGCUAACUGGUCUUUCUCUUUGGAGUGAUGGCGCUUACCAUCGUUAUCCUCAGGCUACUUGUCUGCAUCCUGGCAUUUCCCAUGUUCCUGCUGAACUUUCUGGGCUUGUGGAACUGGAUAUGCAAAAAAUGGUUCCCCCACUUCAUGCAGAGGUUCACCGUGAUCUACAACGAGCAGAUGGCAAGCAAGAAGCGGGAGCUCUUCAGCAACCUGCAGGACUUUGUUGGCCCUUCUGGGAAGCUGUCCCUGCUGGAGGUGGGCUGCGGCACUGGGGCCAACUUCAAGUUCUACCCGCCUGGAUGCCGGGUGACUUGUGUUGACCCUAACCCCAACUUUGAGAAGUUCUUGAUCAAGAGCGUUGCGGAGAACCGACACCUGCAGUUGGAGCGCUUCGUGGUGGCCGCGGGGGAGCACAUGCCGCAAGUGGCCGAUGGCUCUGUGGACGUGGUGGUCUGCACCCUGGUCCUGUGCUCCGUGGAGAGCCAGGAGCGCCUCCUCCAGGAGGUGCGCCGAGUGCUGAGGCCGGGCGGGGCUUUCUAUUUCCUGGAGCAUGUAGCUGCUGAGAGCUCAACCUGGAUUUACUUCUGGCAACAGAUCCUGCAUCCUUCCUGGUACCUGCUGUUUGACGGGUGCCACCUGACUAGAGAGAGCUGGAAGGCACUGGAGCGGGCGGGCUUCUCCGAGCUCAAGCUGCAGCACUUCUGCGCGCCGCUGUCCUGGGAGCUGGUGCGCCCCCACAUCUGUGGCUAUGCCAUCAAGUAGCCCAAGUGGGGAGUAGAGGGCUGAACAGCUCAUAGCUUCAGGCUACACUCUGACACUUCAACUACUAAUUGGAAGAAAGAAAACUUUUUUUUUCUUGUUUUUAAGGUAAAGUUGCAUUUCAUCCUUAAGAAUUUAUGUUAUAACUUCUUCAGCCAUUUUCUGUUGUCUCCAGGGAAUCAAAACCAAGCCAAAGCAAAACAGGGUUCUCCCUUAAAAGGAAACGCUGGGCUUUCAUAAUUGAAGUUUACUAUUAUCCCCAAACUUUAGUUUAUGGGAUAACUUCAAAAUCCUUCUGGUUUAUAUGGCUACCUGGCAGAUUUUCAUUUCACCCCUCUCUUUGAGAGCUUGGUGCUAAGAGGCAGUGAAAUCACUCAAAAGAGGAUUUGAAAAGGGAGAAGUGACAAGAUCUUGAAACUUCACAGACUGAACCAGGGAAUACUGAUUAGUUGAAAAUCCAAAUCUCAACAGCCCAGAUCUUUCUGAAAGAGAAAUCUGAAUCUGUUUGUUGUUCUUAGUAUCAGCAGG
Messenger RNA from Mustela erminea (ermine), 1563 nucleotides. It is a transcript of the gene TMT1A, whose product is annotated as methyltransferase like 7A. Gene Ontology annotation, molecular function: S-adenosylmethionine-dependent methyltransferase activity. The record is from RefSeq and is a predicted model, not a curated record. The coding region runs from base 304 to 1038 and encodes 244 amino acids. The transcript has 2 exons. Lineage: Eukaryota; Metazoa; Chordata; Mammalia; Carnivora; Mustelidae.